Molecule: messenger RNA, 337 nt
Organism: Hippocampus comes (tiger tail seahorse)
Lineage: Eukaryota; Metazoa; Chordata; Actinopteri; Syngnathiformes; Syngnathidae
Product: dynein heavy chain 7, axonemal-like
Exons: 2
Biological process (GO): microtubule-based movement
Cellular component (GO): dynein complex
Molecular function (GO): dynein intermediate chain binding; dynein light intermediate chain binding
Source: RefSeq, a predicted model, not a curated record
UGCGCUCCGCCAGGAAGUGCCGUUCGACGCCCUGCGCUACAUGACGGGCGAGUGUAACUACGGCGGGCGCGUGACGGACGACUGGGACCGACGGACGCUGCGCACCAUCCUGGCCAUCUUCUACGACCAGAAGCUGGUGGAAGACCCCGGCUACAAGUUUGAUCCCAGCGGGAUCUAUUUUGCGCCACCGGAAGGAGACUACGACAGUUACAUUGAGUACACCAAGUCGCUGCCCCUCAAUCCCUCGCCGGAAAUCUUCGGCAUGAAUGCCAACGCCGACAUCACCAAGGACCAGUCGGAGACACAGUUGCUGUUUGAUAGCAUCUUGCUCACGCAG